This is a messenger RNA of Dipodomys spectabilis (banner-tailed kangaroo rat), 2810 nucleotides long. RefSeq names its product SPRY domain containing 7 (gene Spryd7). The transcript is spliced from 5 exons. Lineage: Eukaryota; Metazoa; Chordata; Mammalia; Rodentia; Heteromyidae. Gene Ontology annotation, molecular function: protein binding. Bases 79 to 669 code for a protein of 196 amino acids. The record is from RefSeq and is a predicted model, not a curated record.
GGCGGGGUGGAGCGGUGGGGGGGUGGGGGCGUUGUCGCUACGACCUAGGGCCGGCGGCAGCUCGGUGGUCCUGGAGCUAUGGCCGCGUCGGUCUUCUGCUGCCUGCGGUGCUGCAGGGACGGCGGGACCGGCCAUAUCCCCCUGAAGGAGAUGCCGGCCGUGCAGCUGGACACGCAGCACAUGGGAACAGAUGUUGUCAUUGUAAAAAAUGGAAGAAGAAUAUGUGGAACAGGAGGUUGUUUAGCUAGCGCACCUUUACAUCAAAACAAAAGCUACUUCGAAUUCAAAAUACAGUCCACAGGAAUCUGGGGUAUUGGUGUUGCAACUCAGAAAGUUAACCUGAAUCAGAUUCCUCUCGGCCGAGAUGUGCACAGUUUGGUGAUGAGAAACGAUGGAGCUCUGUACCACAACAAUGAAGAGAAAAACAGGCUGCCAGCAAACAGCCUUCCUCAGGAGGGAGAUGUGGUGGGUAUUACGUAUGACCAUGUAGAAUUAAAUGUGUAUUUGAAUGGAAAAAACAUGCAUUGUCCAGCAUCAGGUAUACGAGGGACAGUGUAUCCAGUUGUGUAUGUUGAUGACAGUGCAAUUUUGGAUUGUCAAUUCAGUGAAUUUUACCAUACUCCUCCACCAGGUUUUGAAAAAAUACUGUUUGAACAGCAGAUCUUCUAAAUAGAUUUGUUUUUGAAACUUGUACUUCUUCACUGUUACAAGUAUUUCCCAGUUAAUAAAACUUUACCUGGCUAUAGAUAAAAAUAUAUUCUUUAAAACUUGCUUGUUAAUAUUGUCAAAGGAACCAUUAUAUACAAUGUACAACUCAGAAGUUUUAAUUUUAAAUACUUAUGCUUUAUGAUAUGAAAAUCUGCAUUGUGGGCAAUUUAUUUAAUUCCUAUUUAAAUAAAUGUAACUAUGAGUGAUUAACAGUAUUUAGUGACAACAUGUAUAUCAGUAUUUAAAGGGAAUCUUUUCUUAUAUAUAAAAUGUUUGUUUUGAUAGAGAUGUAAAAUUGAGUUGUUUUUAAUAUCACUUUGAACUUUAGACCUCUAAGUGUAUUUAAGUCUGCAGUUUGAUACUUUUUGUCUCCUUGUCCAUUUUUAUACACAGUAUAACAAAACAACAAAAUUUAUUAGCAAUUUCAUUUUGGUCUUUUUACUGUACUCAUGUACCACUUUUCUUAAUACUUUGAUUGCCUAUUCCUUUGUGGUGUGUGGCUGCUUUUGACUUGCUUUGUUGAAGGAGAUAAGUGUUCUAGUCAUUGUAAGAGCAAGCAGUGGCUGAUUGAUGAUAUAGUAAGAUACUUUAAAUUUAAAUGAGAUGAUUCUUUGAAGGACUUCUAUUUAAAUAUGUAUUUUCUAUAAGGAACAAUAAAAUACUAGUAAUUAAGGAAUAUUCAUAACAUAUUAAAUAUUCUUCCCAUCUUAAUUUAUAGAGGACAUUCACUUUGCCUUUGACUAUUUUAGAAGUUCAAGGAUAAGCAAGUCCUCCCCAUUAGCCUGAUACUUGUCCUUACCAUUACCUUUAGUUAAAACUCCACUGACCUGAUAAGGUACUGAUCUUCAGGUACAUUCAAAUGAGCAUGUCACGAUGCAUACCUUUCACUCCUUUAAUCAGGUAGUAACUUAAGUUGACUAGAUUUGCAGUUGUGUUGCCUACUUCCUUGUUUCCUCAAGAGAAUUCCUCAAUACCUGGACUCCUAGGUUUCCCCACUUAUAAAAGGGACAGUUAUGCUUAUCUGAUAGGUUCUGUCUAGCCGAUAAGGGUAGUGUACCUGCGCCUUACUCAUCAUAGGCCCUGCACACAUGCAGUUUCCAAGUUGCAGUGGAACAGUGUCUGCUGGUGCGCGUCUGGCCAGCAGUGGUGAUGGCAGUACCUCAGAACUUUUGAGUUCAUGGACAGUCAGGCCCCAGCCUAGACCCCUAAAUCAGAAAAGUUGAGGACAGCACCAGGCAUUUGUUUUUGAACAAGCACUUGGGUGGACUUGAUCCUCACCCAAGUUAAUCACUGUGAAGGAAAGAACCACUGAAAGAUUUUUCACAAUGAAAAAAGAAAGAAAAAAAAAAGAACCACUGAAAGGAGAGAAUGCUUCAGGAAGAAUUACCUGCUAUAUAUUUUGUACAGAUUUAAUAUGCUAUUUUUGCCCUAUAAGCUAAAGAAUUCUGCGCAAUGCUUGGUUACUAUUUUGGUAGAUAAAAAUGUGACUGCUUUGAAAACAGAUAUGCUUAUGUACCAUACAUAUUGACAUAAAUCCCACAUUUUACCUCUGUGAAGAUCUAUGAAGUUUAGGUAUAUAUGUUAUUUAUCCAUGUUCAUCGGACUGUCCGUAAUUUUUGUAAAAAAAAAAAUGUUUCCAUAGGGAAGUGACUUAAAGUGGCUACUGUUCUCUGUCUAUAUAAUGUUAUCUACCUCUAAGUUUUGUUUUUACAAAGCCAAACUUUAUUAUUCUGCUUUGUAAUCAUACAGAGACAUAAUGCUUGACAUAGUACAUGAAUUAUAUCUAUGGUAAUAGUUUGAAGUCUAGAUGUGUGUUGAAUCUGUAGGUAAUAAAUUCCUCUUAGGAUGAUUACACUGAGCUGCUCUUCCUUCCAAAACUCAUACCUUAGUCUAACAGUGAGCAAAUUACAAAAAGAUCAUUGUACAAACCAUUUGGUAAUAUCCUUCAGUGCUGUCAAGGAGUAGGCUACACCUGUAAUCUCAACUAUUUGGGAGGAAAUCAAGAAAAUCUCCAUUUGAAGCCAGUCUGGAUAAGACCCAAUCUCAAAAAGCCAGUUGUGAACAUGCAGGCUUGUAAUCUUAGCUACAAGGGAGGUGCAGGU